AUGAUAUUUGCUUCUCUGGCCACAUGGAUAGGCAUUAAGAAGUAUCUAAAGUACUUUUGGACAUCAAAGGGUGUAUCUUAUGUUGCUGGACCUCCACUAGUUGGUGUGAUUUCCAAUGUUCUCCUCAAUAAGACAAGUUUCUCACAACUCUUUUUGGAUUUGUACAAUCAUCCAAAGACAAAGAAGGAUGCAGUUACGGGUUUUUAUUUUUUCCACAAAGCAUGUUUGCUAGUACGUCAUCCGAAACUUUUUAAGAGGAUCCUUGUUAAGGAUUUUAAUCAAUUUCCCGACAGGAGGAUGUCUUCUGAUCCCAAAAGUGAUCCAAUUGGCAUGAAUACUUUGGUUAAUGUAAAAGGUGAUACAUGGAGGAAUAUCCGUAAUCAUAUUACACCCGUUUUUACAGUGCACAAAAUUAAGAAUUUCUUUCCGCUUCUAAUUGAUGUCUGUGUGGAUCUUGAGGCAAAAUUAUCCGAAGAAAUUCCCCAAGGAAGCAGCAAAGAGAUUAAUCUCAAAGAAUUAGCAGGUCUCUACACAGUGGAAACAAUUGCAUCGUGUGCUUUUGGUGUGAAGCCCAAUUGCUUCCAGAAUCCCAAUGCGGAUUUUCUGAAGAAAGCACAACGAGUCGUGGAUCCAGGGGAUAUGUGGCGUGUUAUUGAGCUUGGGGCGUGUUUCUUUUUCCCGGAAUUUGCAAGUGUUUUUGGACUAAAAUUUUAUUCAAAAGAAACUGAUGAAUUUCUCAGGACUGCAAUUUUGGAUGUAAUGCAAGAACGGGAGAAGAGUGGGGAGAAGCGACAUGAUUUAAUUGAUGCUCUUAUCACAAUGAAGAACACUCAAAAGGAAAUUUUUCAUAUGGAUGCUUUAAUUGCACAAGCAGCUGUUUUUCUAGCUGCUGGCUAUGAAACAUCCUCAUCUGUACUCUCCUUUGCACUCUAUGAAUUGGCAAGGCAUCAGGAUUUGCAGGAGAAGCUGAGGAAUGAGUUGUUGGAGCAUCGGGAGCACGGAGAAAUGAGCUAUGAGAGUUUCAACAAUUUACAAUAUCUCCAUAUGGUUUUUCAAGAGACUCUUCGUCUGUAUCCGAGUAUUCCUUUUCUCGAACGUACGUGUCAGCCAGCUGAUGGGAAAGCAUCAUAUUCCCUCGAACCCUAUCAUAAAUUUUCAAUUCCACGUGGUAUGCCAAUCUACAUACCUGCAAUUGCUGUGCAAAGAGAUCCAAACUUCUUCCCUGACCCACUGACAUUUAGUCCAGAACGUUUUGCUCCGGAUGCUGAACCACGCAUUGAUCAUAAUCUCCUUUUGGGCUUCGGGCAGGGUCCAAGGAAUUGCCUAGGAUCCCGGUUUGGAACAUUACAAGUUAAAAUGGCUCUUGCGACGAUUAUACCAAAGUACCAAGUGGAAUUCUGCAGUAGAACACCCCACAAUAUUGUCUUCAACAAAAAGAGCGUACCAAUGUUUUCUGAGGAGCCAAUAUUCUUGAGUUUUGUUGAAAUUUAA
Molecule: messenger RNA, 1491 nt
Organism: Lutzomyia longipalpis
Lineage: Eukaryota; Metazoa; Arthropoda; Insecta; Diptera; Psychodidae
Product: cytochrome P450 6g1-like
Exons: 2
Coding region: 1-1491 (496 amino acids)
Molecular function (GO): monooxygenase activity; iron ion binding; oxidoreductase activity, acting on paired donors, with incorporation or reduction of molecular oxygen
Source: RefSeq, a predicted model, not a curated record